AUGGGUUCCUUGCUGAGCAGCGACAACAGCAAACCUGCGCCCGCCUCCGCCACCCCGCGGGGCCUGGAGCGCAGAGGGAGCCCCGAGCUGCCAGUCACGUCCUUCGACUGCUCCGUGUGCCUGGAGGUGCUCCACCAGCCGGUGCGGACCCGCUGCGGCCACGUGUUCUGCCGCUCCUGUAUCACUACCAGCCUAAAGAACAAUAAGUGGACGUGUCCUUAUUGCCGGACUUACCUCCCUUCCCAAGGAGUGCCAGCCACAGAUGUAGCCAAAAGAAUGAAGUCAGAGUACCGGAAUUGUACCGAGUGUGACACCCGGGUUUGCCUCAGUGAAAUGAGGGCACACAUAAGGACUUGUCAAAAAUACAUAGAUAAAUAUGGACCACUACAAGAACUCGGAGAGACAAGGUGUGUGUGUCCAUUUUGUGAGAAGGAGUUGGAUGAAGACAGCUUGCUAGAUCAUUGUGUUGCUCAGCACAGAUCAGAAAGGAGAUCUGUGUUCUGUCCACUUUGUCGUUUAAUACCUAAUGAGAAUGCCAACAGCUUCAACGGCAGUUUAAUAAGACACUUACAAGUCAGUCACACUUUGUUUUAUGAUGAUUUCAUAGACUUUAAUAUAAUUGAGGAAGCUUUGAUCCGAAGAGUCUUAGACCGGUCCCUUCUUGAAUAUGUGAAUCACCCAAACACCACAUAA
Messenger RNA from Elephantulus edwardii (Cape elephant shrew), 693 nucleotides. It is a transcript of the gene RNF125, whose product is annotated as ring finger protein 125, E3 ubiquitin protein ligase. The record is from RefSeq and is a predicted model, not a curated record. Gene Ontology annotation, molecular function: ubiquitin protein ligase activity. The coding region runs from base 1 to 693 and encodes 230 amino acids. Lineage: Eukaryota; Metazoa; Chordata; Mammalia; Macroscelidea; Macroscelididae. The transcript is spliced from 6 exons. Gene Ontology annotation, biological process: protein polyubiquitination; ubiquitin-dependent protein catabolic process.